Thunnus maccoyii (southern bluefin tuna) is the source of this 4674-nucleotide messenger RNA. It is a transcript of the gene vars2, whose product is annotated as valyl-tRNA synthetase 2, mitochondrial. Gene Ontology annotation, cellular component: cytosol. The transcript is spliced from 30 exons. Gene Ontology annotation, biological process: valyl-tRNA aminoacylation. The coding region runs from base 356 to 3598 and encodes 1080 amino acids. NCBI's taxonomy places the organism in Eukaryota, Metazoa, Chordata, Actinopteri, Scombriformes, Scombridae. Gene Ontology annotation, molecular function: valine-tRNA ligase activity; ATP binding; aminoacyl-tRNA deacylase activity. The record is from RefSeq and is a predicted model, not a curated record.
AUUUUGAAAUGCAGAAAGGAAGCAUUAUUUCUUUUUUAGUUUAACUUGACGGCUUAAAGUGUUGAGGGGAAGAUAUUUCCAGACGGACAGCGAUAAUUUCCUGUUGUCCGUACAAUUACUAUGGUCCGUCAACAAACAGUAUCUUUACGCCGAGAAUAAAAGAAAUAAUAAGACUAUAACAACGUAAUAUUAAAUCACACAAUUAUUGUACGAGGUCAGAAAAUGAUGUAAUGUUAACAUGUUAUUAGCAACAUAACGGAAAUGCACUUUGUCAGUUCCACCAGGAAGGACUAGUUGAAAGGUCGUGGCUGUGGUGUCAGAGCACUCUGUAUUGAAAGCACAUGUGUUAGUGAGGAUGUGGAGGGCAGGUCGUGUCCCGAGUUGGAGGCUGGCAAGGAGACUCUGCUCCAGCAACUUUCCAAAACCUUUAUCCUCCUCUUCAUCGCCGUCAAACCCAUCCCCUCUACGGCCUCAAGCAGAGAAACAGAGGCGGAGAAAAGAGAGGGAGAGGGCCAUACUGUCAAGUCAACACUAUACUGCUGAAGAUGACGGGGUGAAAUGGAGUGAGAAACAGAGGAUAGAGUAUACUGCUCAAACACCUCCUGGGACAAAAAAAGACACCAGCUUGCCGUUCCCGUCCUCGUACAGCCCAGACUACGUAGAGUCCAGCUGGUAUCAGUGGUGGGAGAAGGAGGGAUUGUUCAGCCCCGAACAGCAUGAGAAAUUAUCUCACGCUGUGGAUCAGACCUUCUCCCUGUGUAUCCCUCCACCAAAUGUGACCGGUACUCUGCACCUGGGCCACGCUCUGACUGUAGCUGUAGAAGAUGCUCUGGUUCGAUGGAGAAGGAUGCAGGGCCACAGAGUGCUUUGGGUUCCUGGAUGUGACCAUGCAGGUAUCGCAACUCAGACAGUGGUGGAAAGGAUGCUGCUGAGGGAUGAAGGGAAGCGUAGACAGGACUUCAGCAGAGAAGAGUUUCUACAGGAGGUGUGGAAAUGGAAGAAGGAGAAGGGAGAAGGGAUCUAUCACCAGCUGAGGAGGCUUGGAGCUUCUCUGGACUGGAGCAGAGCCUGCUUCACUAUGGAUCCAGGUUUCAGCAGGGCUGUGACUGAGGCUUUCGUCAGGCUGUGUGACUCUGGUCUGAUCUAUCGCUCAGAAGGACUGGUCAACUGGAGCUGUGCUCUGGAAUCUGCCAUCUCUGACAUUGAGGUUGACUCAAAGGAGCUGUCUGGGCCGACAAUGUUGUCUGUUCCUGGUUAUGAACACGAGGUGGAGUUUGGAACAAUGCUUACCUUUGCAUACCCUGUAGAGGGCCAUGAUGGAGAGGUGGCGGUGUCCACCACCCGUCCUGAGACUAUGCUGGGAGAUGUGGCUGUAGCUGUUCACCCUGACGAUCCUCGAUACCAGGCUGUUCAUGGAAAGCAGUGCCAUCACCCCUUCACCAACAGACUGCUGCCCAUCAUCACUGAUACACUGGUGGACAUGGAGCUAGGAACAGGUGCAGUGAAAGUGACUCCCGCUCAUGACCACACUGACUUCCUGCUGUCACAGAGACACUCACUGCCACGCCUCACUGUGAUUGGAGGAGAUGGGAUGAUGACACCACUCUGUGGACACUGGCUGGAGGGAGUAAAGCGUUUUGAUGCCAGACAGCUAGUCGUGGACGCCCUGGCUGAGAGGAAGCUGCUCAGAGGAAAGAAGGAUCAUGCCAUGACUUUACCCAUCUGCAGCCGCUCAGGGGACAUCAUCGAGCCUCUUCUAAAGAAGCAGUGGUUCGUCCACUGUGAUGAUAUGGCUAAAAAAGCUAUACAGGCUGUGGAGGAUGGACAGUUGGAAAUCAUCCCUCACUUUUACACCAAGACAUGGAAGAACUGGCUGUCCAACAUCAGUGAUUGGUGUAUUUCCAGGCAGCUUUGGUGGGGUCAUCAGAUCCCUGCUUACAGAGUGGAGCUUCCUAAUUCUACUGACAGACAAGAGGAGCAGUGGGUUUGGGGAAGGACCGAGGACGAGGCCCGACAGAGAGCUGCUGUCAAAUGUGGAGUGAAGCCAGAAGACGUCAGUUUGACUCAGGACCCUGACGUUUUGGAUACGUGGUUCUCCUCUGGGCUGUUUCCCUUCGCCAUGCUGGGCUGGCCUCAGCAGACCAAUGACCUUCAGCGCUUCUACCCUAACUCCAUCCUGGAGACAGGCAGUGACCUCAUCUUCUUCUGGGUGGCAAGGAUGGUGAUGCUGGGUACAGAGUUGACUGGCCAGCUGCCCUUUAAACAGGUUCUGCUUCACUCUCUGGUGAGGGACAAACACGGCAGGAAAAUGAGUAAAUCUCUGGGAAACGUCAUUGACCCCUUAGAUGUUAUACAUGGAGUCUCCCUGGAGAGGCUUCAAGAGAAAGUGAAGGAGGGAAACCUCGACCCCAGGGAGCAGGUGGUUGCCAUGGAAGCACAGAGGAAAGACUACCCCAAGGGGAUCCCUCAGUGUGGGACUGAUGCUCUGAGAUUUGCCCUUUGCUCUCACAAGAUGCAAGGAGAAGACAUCAGUCUGUCCAUCUCUCAGGUCCUGAGCUGCAGACACUUCUGUAAUAAAAUGUGGCAGACACUGAGAUUCACACUGGGAGUGCUGGGCGACAGCACAACACCAGUGGGACCACUAGAGGAGACAACUCCUCUGAGCAGCAUGGACCGGUGGGUGUGCUCCAGACUCUACAGCACAGUAGUACAGUGUGAGCAGAGCUUUGAAACAUACGAUCUGCACACUGUCACGUCUGCCUUGUACUCCUUCUGGGUCCACAGCCUGUGUGAUGUUUACUUGGAGUGUGUGAAGCCUUUGCUGGGCCAACAGGAUGAGGGGCCAGUGGUCCACACUGACACAGAGCAAAGUGGCAGAGCGAGGCAGGUAGCCAGCAGCGUCCUCUAUCACUGUGUGUCUGUGUCUCUGGCCCUUCUCUCCCCAUUCAUGCCCUUCCUCACAGAGGAGCUAUGGCAGAGACUCCAGCCAUUCAGACCUGGAGCUGCAGCCCAGACCAGCCUGUGUCUCCAGCCAUACCCCCGCUCCUCUCAGCUGGCACACUGGCAUUUCCCCGAAGAGGAAAGAGAUUUCCUUCUGGUCCAGGAAGUGAUCCGAGUGGCCCGUUCUCUAAGAGCCCAGUGUGGCAUGACCAAAGAAAAACCUGCCAUGUGGGCGGUGUGUUCAUCCAGUCAGGCUCAGAUCCUCCUUCACUUUGGGUCCAGUGUUUGGACUUUAAGCCGAAUCUCCAGCCUCCAUAUCUACUGUCCUCAGGGAGGAGAAGGUGUCCUCUCUGUCCCCUCCACUCCUCCCCCUGAAGGGAGCCUUGUUGGUGUGGUGGACCACACAUGUCAGCUGCACCUUCACGUUCAGGGUGAAAUGAGAGUUGACAAACAGAUUGCCCAGCUCACUCAGCGCAGAGUCAAGCUUGUUCCCAAGCUGGAGGAGAUCCUCUGCAGAGUGCAAUCACCACACUACCUGACCAAGGUUCCAGCUCACAUCAGGCAGCAAAUGGACAGUAAGAUGUUAGCCUUGCAGCAGGAACUGAAGAACAUUGAAGAUCAGCUAAAGGUGCUGCAAGACACGCAAACAACAAAAUAAAUAAAACCAGUGGUUCUUACAGUAACUGUGAAGACUGCUGGAUGUCAGAACCACAGGUGAUGAUAAUAACGAAACACUUGAUGAACUCUUAGUAAUGUUGUCUGAGCAGAGAAGUCAUUGAAUGGAGGAGACAUUGCAGAAUCAUCAUUGUGUAUUGCAGUGCCUCACUGCAGUAUUGUACUGUGUAAUUAAUAACUCAGAAGGAGUUGUGGCAGGCUGCAGGCAUCCAUGUAAAGGGAAAUAAAUGUAUUUUGUCAGUGCACAGGUGGCAUAAUGGAAGUUUUCAGCAGCCUGCUCAUUGCUCCUGAUCAUCUAGUGGUCGUGUCCAUCAUGGCCUUUUAAGGACAUGUUACAAAAUGACAUUUCUGUUAAAAAAUCCUUCAUAUUUAUCAUUGUAUUUAAAACUAAUGUGUCUUUUCUUAAACUUGACUACAAAUGUUUCUUUGUUGGAGGACUAAGAAUUUUAAAGGCUGGAGGAAUCUGGGUUUUUGCUUUUGUUAUUGCUUUAAUUCUAGCCAUUUAUCUAGAAAACUUAAUGUCUGUCUGGUGGCAGUUACUACAUCUGUUUACAAAUGGAAUUUGUUGGUUAUAUUUAAUAAUUUAAAUAAAUACAAUUAGCUGUAUUCACAUGAUUGAGCAAUAUCUGCUUCAGUUUCUUUAUGGUUGAUUUUAAAGGAGCAAACCACCAAUUUUAUAGUUAUAGCUCAAAUAAAAAGUUGAUUUCUUAAGUCGAGUCAAGUCAAUGUUAUGUAGCACAUUUCAUAAGACAGGCGUAAACUCAAUGUGCUUAAAAACAAGUAGAGAUCAUACCUGCUUAGUCAUGUGAAAUACUAUUCAGCCUUUGAAAACAGUUGUACAAUUGUAUAAUAUUUUACCUUCUAUAGCUCUGGGGGAGCUUUGACUUUAAAUAAAAAACAAAAAACCUGAAUUCAGUGUACAAAAGAGCUUAAUAUUACACAAAACCAGGAAAUACACCAAAAAAACAUAGUUAAACAAAAUAAGAGAAAAGUUAAAUAUAUAUAUUAAAGUUUAAGACAGUAAUAAUGACCUUUCUUCAUGUGUUGUUCAGAGUGCAA